Mustela erminea (ermine) is the source of this 1312-nucleotide messenger RNA. RefSeq names its product MAX dimerization protein 3 (gene MXD3). The transcript has 6 exons. Gene Ontology annotation, biological process: regulation of transcription by RNA polymerase II. NCBI's taxonomy places the organism in Eukaryota, Metazoa, Chordata, Mammalia, Carnivora, Mustelidae. Gene Ontology annotation, molecular function: DNA-binding transcription factor activity, RNA polymerase II-specific; protein dimerization activity; RNA polymerase II cis-regulatory region sequence-specific DNA binding. Bases 324 to 989 code for a protein of 221 amino acids. The record is from RefSeq and is a predicted model, not a curated record.
UCGAGGAGGUGGUUGGCUGUUCCCUGGCCCCUUUGGGGGAGGGGCUGGGCCGUCCCAGGGGCGGGGUGUCCCAGGGGCGGGUCCGGGUCCCUGUGUUUGUUGCACCGUGUCAGUUACAUUGUAACAAAAGUGGUGCAGCCGCUCUUAGGGCCAGCACUCUAGGCCCGCCCGCCGUCAGCUGUCGCCGACAUGGAAUCCGUGGCCAGCAAUAUCCAGGUCCUGCUGCAGGCGGCGGAGUUCCUAGAGCGCCGUGAGAGAGGGGCGCCUGCUGGGACCAGCCCCAGGCUGAAGCGGGCUGGGGCUCUCUCUGGCAGAAGCCGAGCAUGGCUACGCGUCCCUGUGCCCGCACCGCAGUCCAGGCCCAGUCUACAGGAGGAGGAAGAGAUCCCCCCAAGCUUCUGGCGCGCUGGACAGUGGGCGGUCUGUGCACAACGAGCUGGAGAAACGCAGGUGAGUCCCAGCUUUGCCCUGACAGCACUGGGCCCCAGGAACCAUCUGCCUCUGGCCUUCCCUCCCCUGCUGUCUGGCCGGCAAGGCUAGGCUGGCACUGCCCUCCAGACCCCUUCCCCCGCAGGAGGGCCCAGCUGAAGCGGUGCCUGGAGCAGCUAAAACAGCAGAUGCCCCUGGGGGCUGACUGUGCCCGCUACACCACCCUGAGCCUUCUGCGCUGGGCCAGGAUGCACAUCCAGAAGUUGGAGGAGCAGGAGCAGAAGGCGAGGCGGCUCAAGGAGAAGCUGCGCAGCAAGCAGCAAAGCCUGCGGCAGCAGCUGGAGCAGCUCCGGGCACCAGCAGGGCUGGGAGAGAGGGAGCGGCCACGGGCAGACAGCCUGGACUCCUCGGGCCUCUCCUCUGAACGCUCAGACUCAGACCAAGAGGAGGUGGAGGUGGACGUGGAGAGCCUGGUGUUCGAGGGCGAGGCUGAACUGCUACGGAGCUUCAGCGCGGGCCAGGAACACAGCUAUUCACAUGGCAGUGGCACCUGGCUAUGACCUUCACCACCCCCCAAGCCUCAAGAGCUGCUUGGAAUGGACUAAAAGGACCCUUACGUGGGAACAGGUGCCUGCCCCCCACCCUGCCGCUGGCUGCUGGCAGUCCCUCCUUGGGGAGGGGUGCCUAGGUUUCCCCUGAGCCCUGCAGGGGAGGCAGCUUGGGCCUAGGCCACCCUUCCAGGCAAUUUUUUGUAGCACUUGGCUCUGCUGUCCCCAGGGAGGGGCAGGAAGCCUCUUGGGCCCUCACAUUCCUUUCUAGAGAAGGCCCCCUGACCUUUAUCCCAGAUACUGUACAGUAUUUUCAUUAAAAGCCUCUUUACUAA